Rhizoctonia solani is the source of this 1524-nucleotide messenger RNA. Its product is annotated as histone deacetylase family protein. The transcript has 15 exons. Gene Ontology annotation, molecular function: histone deacetylase activity. Gene Ontology annotation, cellular component: histone deacetylase complex. Bases 1 to 1524 code for a protein of 507 amino acids. The record is from RefSeq and is a predicted model, not a curated record. NCBI's taxonomy places the organism in Eukaryota, Fungi, Basidiomycota, Agaricomycetes, Cantharellales, Ceratobasidiaceae. Gene Ontology annotation, biological process: chromatin organization.
AUGAACAACUAUCGCUGUGCGCAACAGUUUCGCGAUCGUCCGCCCACCAGGACAUCACGCCGAACCAGACGAACACAUGGGAUUCUGCUUUACAAUAACGUAGCAGUCGCCACGCGCGUGGUGUUUAAUGAAACCCCCGUCAAACGGGUUUUGAUUCUCGAUUGGGAUGUUCAUCAUGGGAACGGCACACAGCUUGCAUUUGAAGACGAUCCCAAUGUACUUUAUAUUUCUAUUCACCGCUACGACGGUGGCGAAUUCUACCCAGGAGGUACGUAUGGCUCCAUGAAUAGCGUUGGCCUCGGGGCUGGAAAAGGCAAAUCCGUGAAUAUUCCGUGGCCGGAGGGACACAUGGGAGACGCCGAUUACAUGUAUGCGUUUCUUAAUAUCGUUAUGCCUAUUGCAUAUGAAUUUGCUCCAGAACUGGUGUUUAUUUCCGCUGGAUUUGAUGCGGCUGCCGGGGACACGCUCGGAAACUGCGAGGUCACUCCAGAAUGCUACGCUCACAUGACUGCACUAUUAAGCACACUCGCGGGAGGGAAACUGGUUGUUGCGCUCGAAGGCGGAUACAAUCUCGACUCGAUCGCCAAAUCCGCUCUAGCAGUCACGCGCGCGCUCUUGGGGGACCCCCUGCCCGAACUCCCAAGAUUAGACGCAAGUGAAAUUGCGACCGAGGUUGUAUGGCAGGUUGCCCGCAUUCAGAGUCAGUAUUGGCAUUGUAUCCAGGCAUCAAGCUUGGAACCCAGCGACACUAUCGAUGAGACCACUAUUCACCUUCCUGAACUAUUCAAAGCAUGGAGACGAGAACACGCAUUAAAGGACUUUGGGCUCUAUGAGUUUCCGUGGGCUAUCCCAGAACUAGACGAAUCCUACAACGGACAAUUGCUUGUUAGCGAGAAUAUUAGCACUCAACACACCCUUGUCAUGUUUGUACAUGAUUUUGGGAACAUUUCAACCGAACUUCUGACAAUGAAACAACUGAAUAUCGAAUUGGAAAACGCAUGGAUAGAGCUUCCGUCCGAAAAGGAGCGCCAAGAGACUGCGAAGCAGGCGGUCAUCAGCGCCUGGGAUAACCUCGCAGAGCUAUCGGACGCACGCGAAAUUGUGAUUGUCGCGCACGGGAGUGCUGGACUUUCAGUCAUGGGACUAAUUGAUGAACGAUUUGAGAACAUCCGAAACAAGGUCAAGGCUGUAGUCCAGGUGUGUGGGAUACAUACGAUCCCUUCCGCUCCCAAGUUCCAAAGCGAACUGAGAAAGUGGUACUUCAAUAACUCGAUGGUGAUUAUACCAAAAGAUCACCCUAUAUACCUCUCAGAUUCGCAAAUCCAACGAAAGCAUGGGAAGGUCCAGCAAUCAACAGAAGAGAGAGUAACUAAGGUCAUGCGCACUUCCCUUCCUCUGAUUCAACAAUUUAUUACCGACAGGGUCACACCCCGAUCCCUACUUAUCGAAGGUACCAGAAAGCGUGCUGUCCCCGCUCCUGCCCCUGCUCCAGUUCCUGCUCCUACUUCGGCACCUGUCCCUUGA